AUGCGGUCUCUUAUCCCGCUAACCCUUCUGAUCUUCCUCCUUUCAUCCCUUCUGGCACAAGAAGAUCCGUGUGCGAGUGCUCCAACAGCAACUGCCAAAAUUCUAUGUAGACAAAUUCACAAAUGGGACGAUGGCGCUCGGGAGGCAUCGAAAAAGAAGAAGAUUGCCCUACCACCUGGACUCGCAAAGGGAAUGGCAGCAGAGUUUGCUCCAAUUGCAUCGAAUAUCUAUCAGUGUAUGGAUCUGCCGUGUCUAUGCUCUUAUUUGAGAGGAACUGCCACUGGAAACGGAGGAUGCACUCUUCCAAAUGGGCAACCACUUCAGAAAUCAGUGCGAAAGGAAUACCGUAUGCUCACGGACGAUGAGAGAAAUAGACUUCAUGCAGCAUUUAGAGCAUUGAAAAAUAAUGGAGAAUACGAUAGAAUCGGAAGAAUUCACUCUCAAAUGUCAGCUGCUGGUGGUGCUCAUUCAGGUCCAGCUUUCCUUCCCUGGCAUCGUGAAUUUGUGAAACGGGUGGAGUUCGCUCUCCGACAAGUCGAUCCAUCUAUUCUGGACUUCCAAGACCAGCAGACACUAUCAUGUUCAGGUAAUUUUUCCAACAGUCACAAUACAAUGAAAAUCCUUUACAGUGAAUAUCUAGUCGGAGGUACCGGACUUGUCAGCAAUGGUCCCUUCACUAAUUGGAGAACCUUGGCUGGAAGAGCUCAAAUCCAGAGAGCUGUUGGUGCUCAAGGAGCUCCACUUUCUCAAGCAGAUAUAGAUUUCGUUAUGAGGCAAACUCAAAUUGAUCAAGUUCUUUCGUUCACUGCACCACAACAAGGAUGCCCAUACAGAACUGAUUUCAACUGUUUAGAAUACACCCAUGGAAAUGUUCACAUCUUCGUCGGAGGAGACAUGUUCGAUACUGCUACGUCAUCAAAUGACCCAUCUUUCUUCCUCCAUCAUUCGUUCAUCGACUUUGUAUGGGAAAUGUGGAGAUUAGCAAGACAAUCAAGAGCUGAUAGAGAAAUUGCUUUCCCUCCAGAUAACCAAUUGUGUGCUUCACCACAACACUUUGGUGCAUCACCAAUGCAACCUUUCAGUCCAAUGAGAAACAUCGAUGGUCUAUCCAAUAAAUUCACUGACAACCUCUACAGUUAUGCACCACGACCAACAUGCCAAGCAGGAGGAGAUUGUGGAUCAAAAUUCCUUUUCUGUGACACUUCAACAGGCGUUGCUCGUUGUGUCUCUCGUAUUCGUCAUGGAUCCCAAUGUGGCCAGUUCCGUGUGAAUCCUUGCUUCUCUGGAGUUUGUCAGAAUGGAGUCUGUGUUCUUUCCGCCACAGCUCCUCGUCCAACUCCAGCUCCAGUGACUCCUCCUCCAGCUAAUCCAAAUCCAGUGCAAUCGCAAGAGUCUUGCUUCAACGAGAACCAGUGUUGCGCAUCGUGGGCAGCUUCUGGAGAAUGUUCGAGAAACACCGCUUAUAUGAAUGAAUGGUGCAAGGCUAGUUGCGGUGUGUGUAAACCAAAGUAUAGACUGGCUGAUGAUUGCACUGACCGUCACACUCAAUGUGCCAGCUGGUCGCGUUCUGGGGAAUGCACAAAGAAUGCACUCUGGAUGACUGAAAACUGUAGAAAGAGUUGUAAUAAAUGUGGAAGAUCUCGUGCUCAAGAAUGCGGUGGUGGCGGAAAUACAGUAACCACAACUACACCAUCUCCGGCUCAACAAUGCGAUAAUUCGGAUGGAUGUUACAAUGAAAACGUCUGUUGUGCAGUAUGGGGAUUAAUGGGAGAGUGCAGAAAGAAUACUGGAUAUAUGGCUUGUAAUUGUAGAGUGUCCUGUGGACAUUGCUUCCCAGAGGAUUAUAACUACGGAUGUACGUUUUUUAUUUCAUUUAAAACAUAUACUUUUCGAAUUUCAGCAUGCGUCGAUUACCAUCGAUCCUGUGCUGGAUGGGCUCGCGUUGGAGAAUGUCAGAAGAACCCUUGGAUGGCUGAAAACUGUCGUUCGAGCUGUAACAGUUGCUACACUCAAUCCGAGCUCCGUAGAAUGUGUGGAACCACUGCGGGUUCCGUCGCUCCAGUCGCUCAAGUCCGCCAAAAUAAUCCAUCUCGUCAGCCGCCACGUGGCGGUUGGGGAAGAAACGAUGACUUCGGAGGAGGCGGAUGGGGUGGAAAUGGAGGUGGAUGGGGAGGAGGUGAUCCAUGGGGAGGAUCCAGAUGGGGAAGUGGUGGAGGAGGAUGGGGCGGAGGAGGCGGUGGAUGGGGUGGAGGUGGAUGGGGUAAACGAUCCAUUCGUGCAGCGAACGCUUCGAUUGCAAUGCCAGCUUUUGAUCCAGAUCUUUUGUGA
Caenorhabditis briggsae is the source of this 2328-nucleotide messenger RNA. RefSeq names its product Protein CBR-TYR-4 (gene Cbr-tyr-4). Gene Ontology annotation, molecular function: oxidoreductase activity. The record is from RefSeq and is a predicted model, not a curated record. The transcript is spliced from 7 exons. Lineage: Eukaryota; Metazoa; Nematoda; Chromadorea; Rhabditida; Rhabditidae. The coding region runs from base 1 to 2328 and encodes 775 amino acids.